Messenger RNA from Sarcophilus harrisii (Tasmanian devil), 948 nucleotides. Its product is annotated as olfactory receptor 6C2-like. Gene Ontology annotation, cellular component: membrane. Lineage: Eukaryota; Metazoa; Chordata; Mammalia; Dasyuromorphia; Dasyuridae. The record is from RefSeq and is a predicted model, not a curated record. Gene Ontology annotation, molecular function: olfactory receptor activity; G protein-coupled receptor activity. Bases 10 to 948 code for a protein of 312 amino acids. The transcript has a single exon. Gene Ontology annotation, biological process: G protein-coupled receptor signaling pathway.
AAAUAAGGAAUGAGAAAUCACACAGCAAUAACUUUAUUCAUCCUGCGAGGACUGACAGAUGACCCACAACUACAGGUUUUGCUUUUUAUAUUUCUGUUUCUCAAUUAUAUGUUGAGUAUAAUUGGGAACCUGACUAUCAUCACCCUCACCUUGGUGGAUCCUCAUCUGAAAACUCCUAUGUAUUUUUUCCUUAGAAACUUUUCCUUUUUAGAAGUCUCAUUCACAACUUCCUGUAUUCCCAGAUACCUCUACAGCAUAUCAACUGGGGACAACACAAUUUCUUAUAAUGCUUGUGCCAUGCAACUAUUUUCUGUAAUCUUUCUUGGAGCAGCAGAGUUCUUCCUUUUAGCUACCAUGUCCUAUGACCGUUAUGUGGCCAUCUGUAAACCUUUACAUUAUACUACUAUCAUGAAUAACAAAGUCUGUAAUCGGCUCCUACUGAGUUCUUGGCUGUCUGGACUAAUGAUUAUUCUCCCUCCAUUAAGCCUGGGUCUCCAGUUGGAUUUCUGUGACUCGAAUAUUAUUGACCAUUUUACUUGUGAUGCAUUUCCUGUGCUAGAGAUUUCAUGCACAGAUACAAAGUUCAUAGAGAAGAUAGCUUUGAUCGAUGCUAUAUUAACACUCAUCAUCACCUUAUUGUUUGUGAUUUGGUCUUAUGCCUCCAUUGUCAGAACCAUUCUGAAAUUUCCCUCUGCCCAGCAAAGGAAAAAGGCCUUUUCCACUUGUUCAUCCCACAUGAUUGUUGUCUCUAUCUCUUAUGGAAGCUGCAUCUUCAUGUAUGUCAAAUCUUCUGCAAAUGAAAUGGUAGCUUUGAACAAGGUGGUGUCAGUUCUCAUGACAUCUGUUGCCCCUGUGAUGAACCCCUUUAUUUAUACUUUGAGGAAUAAACAGGUCAAACAAGCCUUUAGGGAAUUAGUUAAAAAGAUUGCAAUUUUCAUAAAGCACUAA